CUCUCCCAGGCCGCCUCUUGCGGGCAAGGCCCGGGCUGAGGGCCCUGCAGAGGUCAAGCCUGAGCUGCACCCCCUGCAGAACAGGUAGGCAGGGGACUACAAGCUGAACACAGAUCCCUGCUAUCGGGCCACCCCCGUGCUGGCUGGCAGUGGCCUUGGACGACCCUUUCCUCUCUUGGGCCCUAGCUCAUCUGUGAGAGGCCAGAGCUGGCCUGAGCCUGGAGUCCUAUUGGCCCUUCUGGAUAACUUAGACACCUGGGAGGAGUCUGUGCCCCGAGUCGAUCUCCCAGUUUGCCCUUGAAAGGGAGGGGCCUCCCUGUCAGCCCAGGUGCUGCUGGGGGCAGACAUGGGAGGCUCUCUGCUUCCUGGCCACCUCCCCCACCUCGCUAGGUGGGCCCUGUGGUUCUUAAAGAAUGACCGCAGCCGGGCCUGGCGGGACAACCUGCAGCUGGUCACCAAGGUUGACACCGUGGAGGACUUCUGGGCGUUGUACGGUCACAUCAAGCUGGCCAGCAAGCUCUCUUCCGGCUGUGACUACGCCCUGUUCAAGGAUGGCAUCGAGCCCAUGUGGGAAGACAGCAGGAAUAGGCGGGGUGGCCGCUGGCUGGUCAGCCUGGCCAAGCAGCAGCGCCAUAGUGAGCUGGACCAGCUGUGGCUGGAAACACUGCUGUGUCUGAUAGGGGAGAGCUUUGAGGAACACAGCGGCGAGGUGUGUGGGGCUGUCAUCAGCAUCCGCGCCAAGGGGGACAAGAUCGCUGUGUGGACGAGGGAGGCGGAAAACCAGGUGGCCGUCCUGCACAUCGGGCGUGUAUACAAAGAGCGGCUGGGCCUCUCUGCAAAGACUGUCAUUGGUUACCAGGCCCAUGCAGACACAGCCGCCAAGAGCAACUCUCUAGCCAAGAACAAGCUGGUGGUGUGAGGGCCCUUGGCACCCCUCCUCUUUAGUGGGACAGCUAUCACCCAAGCUUCUUACUGCUGCGUGGGGAGCAAGACUUGGGGGUAGUCAAUCGAACAGGAAUAUGUAUGUUUUAACAUAAGUUGGGGCCCAAGCUUAGGAGUGCAGUGGUGGCAGCAGUCUGAGGGCCUAGCUUUUCUUGGAGCCACACAAUGGGCAGGGUGGAGGGAACUCUGGGGUUGCUUGUUUCAUCUGGGUGUGGGUGAGUCAUGGGGGAAGGAGGUGACCAGCACUUACUCUGUGCCUGCUCGGGAAGGGGGCUAGGUGGCUUGCAGGCCAGGCUCUUUCAUUGAAGGGGCGGGGGCUCAAGGCCCCUGACACUCCAAGGGGUACAGUUCAAAGACAAGAGGGGGGGAGCUUCUCUGUGACCCUCUGCCUAAAAACCUUUAAGGGUUGCUUAUCCUCAGACUUGUAGCUUCGGCGCCCACCCUGGAUCCUGUUCAGGCUUACCCUGUGACAACUGAAACGUUCACCCACACCCGUGUGAGUGUGUGUGUGUGCUGUGGCUGGGUCCGUGGCCUGAGGCUGGAGGGUUUGAGGGAGAGCCACCAUUUGCACAGAAGGCUGUGUGGGGAGCCCUGCAUGGCUUCUUGGCUUGUCAUCUGUGGCCAGGGGUGUCUGUGCCUCCCUUGACUCCGGGCCAGAUUAACAUGGAAGUGGGUGGAUGAGCCUCUGCCCCCAGGAGAGGGUGAUGGGGGUCUAGGCCACACCAUGGUCCUGGUGGAGGUCGACUAACGUGAUGAAGCUUAAGCGCCUUUGUGUUCA
Messenger RNA from Lemur catta (Ring-tailed lemur), 1720 nucleotides. It is a transcript of the gene EIF4E1B, whose product is annotated as eukaryotic translation initiation factor 4E family member 1B. Lineage: Eukaryota; Metazoa; Chordata; Mammalia; Primates; Lemuridae. The record is from RefSeq and is a predicted model, not a curated record. The coding region runs from base 347 to 919 and encodes 190 amino acids. Gene Ontology annotation, cellular component: eukaryotic translation initiation factor 4F complex; cytoplasm. The transcript has 5 exons. Gene Ontology annotation, biological process: translational initiation. Gene Ontology annotation, molecular function: RNA 7-methylguanosine cap binding; translation initiation factor activity.